This is a messenger RNA of Aspergillus alliaceus, 798 nucleotides long. Its product is annotated as alpha/beta hydrolase. The transcript has 2 exons. Lineage: Eukaryota; Fungi; Ascomycota; Eurotiomycetes; Eurotiales; Aspergillaceae. The coding region runs from base 1 to 798 and encodes 265 amino acids. The record is from RefSeq and is a predicted model, not a curated record.
AUGCAGCCAACUAUUGUGUUCAUUCCGGGGGCAUGGCUUGUCCCCCAGUUUUACCAGCCCUUUAUAGACGCUGUGAAGGCAGCAGGGUAUCCGACUUUGACGGCUGAGCUGCUGUCUCUAGACCCUGGCGAUCCGACCGUGGGCAAUUGUGGAACCGAUGCAGCCCUUAUCCGACAGCAUUUGGAUUUCUUAGUGGAGGACGAAGGCCGCGAUGUUGUUCUAGUCAUGCAUUCAUAUGCAAGUAUGCCAGGGGGCGCUGCUGCAUCAGGCCUCUCCAAGUCUCAGAGAUCUCAGGACGGUCAAAAGGGAGGGGUGCUGGGAUUGGUGUGUAUAGCGGCAUUUCUUGUCCCUGAGGGUAUCAGUUGUGCUGGGAUGCAAGGUGGCAAUCUACCCCCGUGGAUCUUAUUGGACCAACCCUCGACCAACCUCAACGUACCAGAUCAGCCGGAAAAGAUCUUCGCUGCCGAUACCAGUGAGGAGAAAGCGCUGGUGAUAGGAAAUGCGAUCAAGCCGCAUGCCAGCCUCGCCUUUUUCUCGCCUCAGCCCUCCCCUGCAUGGACCGAACCCGCGUUUAUCGGGAGGUUGGCGUAUCUUGUGACCUCGGAGGAUUUGGCAGUCUCCAAGGUUGCCCAAUAUGGCAUGAUAUCAGGAACAGGCCAAGAAUGGCAUGUAAGGGAGAUUAUCAGCAGUCAUUGUGCUCCUUUCAUUGACAAGGUUGGGGAAACUGUGGAGAUCUUGAAGGAAUUCAUUCAGCUGUUCGAGAAAGAUAUGACUGGGAUCGACCAGCCUCCUACAUAA